Molecule: messenger RNA, 2997 nt
Organism: Mirounga angustirostris (Northern elephant seal)
Lineage: Eukaryota; Metazoa; Chordata; Mammalia; Carnivora; Phocidae
Gene: NLRP2
Product: NLR family pyrin domain containing 2
Biological process (GO): regulation of inflammatory response
Cellular component (GO): cytoplasm
Molecular function (GO): protein binding
Source: RefSeq, a predicted model, not a curated record
AUGGAACCUUCUGCACAGCUGGGUUUCAGCCUGCAGCCCCUCCUGGAGCAGCUCAGCCAGAAUGAGCCGAGCCAGUUCAAGUCUCUGUUGAGGCCCCUUUCCCUGCAAGAUGAGUUACAGCACAUCCCUGAGACAGAGGUAGAGGAGGCUGAUGGGAAGCAACUGGCAGAAAUUCUCACCAACCACUGCCCCAGCCACUGGGUAGAGAUGGUGACCAUCCAGGUCUUUGACAAGAUGAACCAAACAGAUCUGUCUGAGAAAGCAAAGGAUGAGCUCAGGGCACUUACACAUGUACAGGAAGAAGAUGUCAGAAACCCAGAAGAAGCAAAGGAAGUUUUCAAAGGAGAAAAGCCAGGUAAACAGGAUAAAUAUAGAAGUAUUUUCGAAGAGGAAGUCCAGCAACUCUGGAAGAAGAACUUUUGGCCUGGAGCCAGUGAAAACAUUCACACUGUCACCCAAAGAUAUGAGACACUGAUCCCAUUCUGUAAUCCUAAAAUACUUGCAGGGCCAUUUCCACACAGUGGUCCCAUCGGCGUCAGGAAGACCACUCUGGCCAAGAAGUGCAUGCUGGACUGGACACAGGACAACCUGGCACAGACCUGCCCCCGCGCCUUCUAUCUCAGCUGCAAGGUGCUCAGCCGCAAGGGGACGUGCUCCUUCGCAGAGCUGCUGGCUGCGAGCGCCCCAGACCUGCAGGAUGCCCUUCCGCAGGUCCUCGCCCAGGCGCAGAAACUCCUGCUCGUCGUUGAUGCUUUUGAGGAGCUGCGCGUGCCCUCGGGGGUGGGGGCGCUGGUGCAGGACCUGUGUGGCGACUGGAGGUCGCAGAGACCUGCGCCUGUCCUCCUGGGGAGCUUGCUGACAAGGAAGCUCUUACCCACGGCCACCCUACUGGUCACCACGCGGCCCGAGGCCCUGAGGGAGCUGCGGUUCCUGGUGGAGCGGCCACUCUUGGUGGAGCUGGAAGGGCUCUCAGAACGCGACAGGAGGGCGUAUUUCCUGCGACACUUUGGAGGGGAGGCUCAGGCGCUGCGCGCUUUCCACCUGAUGAAGAGCAAUGCGGCGCUGUUCCGCAUGGGCGCGGCGCCCGCCGUGUGCUGGAUGGUGUGCACCUGCCUGAGGCUGCGGAUGGACGAGGGCGAGGACCCCCGCCCCACCUGCCAGACCGCCACGUCACUGCUGCUGUGCUUUCUCUGCAGUCGGUUCGCGCCCGCGCGGGGCGGCUGCCCGGGUCCACACCUCGGGGCUGCGCUGCGCGCCCUGUGCCUGCUGGCCGCCGAGGGCACGUGGGCGCAGACCUCGGUGUUUGAUGGACACGACCUGCGCAGGCUGGGCAUGGACGAGUCGGACCUGCGCCCUUUCCUGGACAGGAGCAUCCUCCAGAAGGGCAGGGACUGCGAGGGCUGCUACUGCUUCGUCCACCUGAGCGUCCAGCAGUUCCUGGCCGCUGCGCUCUACGUUCUGGGCAGCGAGGACCACCAGGACGCGGGGAGCCCCGGCUGGAAUAUUGGGGGUGUGCAGAGGCUGCUGUCCAAGGAAGAAGGACUCCAGAACCCCCAGCUGGCCCCCGUGGGGCGCUUCCUGUUCGGCCUCGCCAAUGAAAAGAGGGCCAGGGAGCUGGGGACCACGUUUGGCUGCCCGGUGUCCACGGAGGUCAAGCAGGAGCUACUGGAAUGCAGAAUAAGGUCCGCCGAGAACAGACCCUUCUCGUCGGUGACCGACACGAAGGAGAUUUUGUACUGUCUCUACGAAUCCCAAGAGGAGCUGCUUGUGAAGGAGGCCAUGGCCCAGGUCACGGAAGUGUCCCUGCAUUUGCAAGAUACCUCGGACAUGGUGCACGCGGCAUUCUGCCUCAAGCAUUGUGAAAACUUGCAGAAAAUGUGGCUGCGGGUAGAAAAGGGGAUGUUCCUGGAGAACGAUGCUGCAUGGGAAUCAGAGGCUCAGGCUGACCGGUUCCAGAAUGAUCAAUAUGUGUUUCCUUUCUGGGUGGAUCUUUUUUCCGUGUUCAACUCAAACAAGAAUCUGGUAUUUCUAGACAUCAGCCAGAGCUUCCUUAGUACUUCAUCAGUGAAGCUUCGUUGUGAAAAAAUAGACUCUGCUACCCAUAAUCUUCAGAAAGUGGUCCUCAAAAAUAUUUUCCCAGCAGAUGCUUAUCAGAGCUUCUGCAUUGUUUUUGGUGGUCAUAAGACUCUCACGCAUCUGACCCUUCAAGGAAAUGACCAGAAUGAUAUGCUUCCCAUAUUGUGUGAGAUCUUGAGACACCCAAAAUGUAAUCUGCAAUACCUAAGGUUGGUGACUUGUUCUGCCACCACCCAGCAAUGGGCCCAUCUCUCCUCCUCCCUCAAGAUCAACCAGUCCCUCACUUGCCUGAACCUCACAGCAAAUGAGCUCCCGGAGGAGAGCGCCAAGUCGUUGUGCACGACUCUGAAACACCCAAAAUGCUUCCUGCAGAGGCUAUCAUAAGUACUGUUGGAAAACUGUCACCUUACAGAAGCCUGUUGCAAGGAGCUCUCCUCUGCUUUGAUCAUCAACCAGAGGCUGAUGCACCUGUGCUUGGCAAAGAAUGCCCUAGGAGAUGGUGGGGUAAAGCUUUUGUGUGAAGGCUUGAGUUACCCUGACCGUCAACUAUAGAUGCUGGUGCUUUGGUAUUGUAGCAUAACCAACAGUGGCUGCAAUGAUCUGCCAACACUUCUCCAGCAAAACUCAAGCCUUACACACUUGGAUCUGGGGCUGAAUCACAUAGGAAUUACUGGACUGACGUUUCUGUGUGAGGCUUUGAAGAAGCCAACAUGUAACCUCAAAUGUCUAUGGUUGUGGAGAUGUGCCAUCACCCCUUUCACCUCUGAAAUCCUCUCAUCUGCCCUAGGCAGCAAUCAGAGCCUGGUCACUCUGGACCUGGGCCAGAAUUCCUUGGGGUAUAGUGGAAUAAAGAUGCUGUGUGACACCUUGAAACUUCAGCGUUCCUUCCUCUGGACACUCAGCCCCAUUCUGGUGAGCUAG